AUGUUUUUGGUAACUAACUCCACUCAAGUCCCCUUCUACUUCAUCCUCAUGGGCAUACCUGGCUUUGAGGUCUUCCAUACAUGGACUUCCAUCCCAUUCUGUUGUCUCUACACUGUCUCCAUUGUGGGCAACAGCGUCAUACUGGCUGUCAUCAGGGCAGAGCCCUCCCUCCAUGAGCCCAUGUACUUGUUUCUCUCCAUGCUGGCCCUAAUAGACCUGGGACUUACCCUUACCACUUUGCCGACGGUCAUGGGCAUCCUCUGGUUCAGUGCCUCAGAGAUCAGCUUUGAGGCUUGUUUUACUCAGUUCUUCUUUCUCCAUGGAUUCUCCUUUAUGGAAUCUUCUGUGCUAUUGGCCAUGUCCUUUGACCACUAUGUGGCCAUCUGCCACCCCCUCCAUUAUUUUUCCGUCCUCACCAAGAAGGCAAUCAGCAGAAUAGGUAUAGCCAUCAUUUGUCGCUGUCUUCUGGCUGUUCCUCCCCCACUGUUCCUGUUGAAAAGACUCCCCUUUUGUGGUUCCCAUCAUCUCUCCCACUCCUACUGCCUCCAUCAAGACAUGAUCCGCCUGGUGUGUGCUGACACUACUAACAAUAAUUGGCAUGGAUUUGCCCUAGUUCUGCUUAUUAUCGUACUGGACCCCCUGCUCAUUGUGCUCUCCUAUGCACUCAUCCUGAGAAGUGUCCUGAGAAUUGGCUCUCAGGUUGAAAGGCUCCGGGCCCUCAAUAACUGUCUGUCCCACAUUUUGGCUGUUUUGAUCCUCUAUGUGCCCAUGGUGGGUGUGUCCAUGACUCACCGCUUUGCCAAGCAUGUCCCUCCAAUUGUACACAUCAGUAUGGCCAACAUUUAUGUACUGGCACCUCCCGUGAUGAACCCUAUUAUCUACAGUAUUAAAACCAAACAGAUCCGUCGAGGGAUCUUAUGUCUGCUAUUUCCUGUAAAAUAG
Messenger RNA from Hippopotamus amphibius kiboko, 942 nucleotides. Its product is annotated as olfactory receptor 51Q1-like. The record is from RefSeq and is a predicted model, not a curated record. Lineage: Eukaryota; Metazoa; Chordata; Mammalia; Artiodactyla; Hippopotamidae. The transcript has 2 exons. Bases 1 to 942 code for a protein of 313 amino acids. Gene Ontology annotation, biological process: G protein-coupled receptor signaling pathway. Gene Ontology annotation, cellular component: membrane. Gene Ontology annotation, molecular function: G protein-coupled receptor activity; olfactory receptor activity.